Molecule: messenger RNA, 948 nt
Organism: Erythranthe guttata (spotted monkey flower)
Lineage: Eukaryota; Viridiplantae; Streptophyta; Magnoliopsida; Lamiales; Phrymaceae
Product: Mitochondrial glycoprotein family protein
Cellular component (GO): mitochondrial matrix
Source: RefSeq, a predicted model, not a curated record
AGAGCUGCUGCGGAGUGGGAGAAAAAAGCAGCGAAGCGAAGAUCGAAGCUAUGUGGAGGAAGGCUCUAUCGUGCGCCGGUGGCGCACUGCAGCGACAGGCGUGGCGCACGAUACCGUACCGGUGUUCGUCGACCGCCUCUGUCACCGUGAACUCCAUCAUCCUCCGUUCCCUCAAAGACCACUAUCUCGAAGUUUCUAAGAUGACCCCUCCUCCGAAAAUCAGCCCUCCUUCUCCGUACACUGUGGUAAAAGGGGCGCUUGAUAUUGGGGGUCCCGUUUUAAAGGGAACGUUUCGAGAUGAGGAGAUCAGUAUAUCGGUAAUGAGAAUGGUCGACAUUGUUCCGGGAGGUUCUGAAGAUGACUAUGAUGAAGACAGCGUCAAUCAGUUGUUUGUUCAUGUUGAUAUUUAUAAGCCGAAUUUGCAAGAAUCUCUGCAUUUCCUCUGCGGGCUUUACCCGGAUGCUUUAGGGAUUCAUUCGGUUUCGUUGAGGCCGAAAUCAGAGUCUUCGGAAUCUCUUGAUGUUCCGACUAAGUACAAUGGCCCCGUUUUUGAAGACGUCGAUGCAAAGGUCCGAGAUGCUCUGCACGGAUACAUUCUAGAGCGUGGGAUAAGUGAGGAACUCUUUCCAUUCUUACAAGCUUGGCUUUACGUGAAAGACCACAGGAAUCUCAUGCGUUGGUUCAAAACCGUUGGCUCCUUCGUUAAUGCGACUCAGCAAGAAACUCUCGAGGCAUAACCGACUUCGAAUCGAUUAUGCGGAGAAAAUAUAUCCGGGUAAGUUAAAUCCUUUAUUAUUUUUUAAUUUACAAAUAGUAGGAAUUGGAGGUAUCUUUCUGUAUUUUAUUUUUAAUUGUUUCGAAGAAUUUUGAGGUUUCUUAAAAGUUAAAACACUAUUAUGCAUUUAUCUAAAAUGUCUUUUUUCUUUACCAUGAUGAUUAUGGUCAUAU